Cutaneotrichosporon oleaginosum is the source of this 1011-nucleotide messenger RNA. RefSeq lists its product as uncharacterized. The record is from RefSeq and is a predicted model, not a curated record. Gene Ontology annotation, cellular component: nucleus. NCBI's taxonomy places the organism in Eukaryota, Fungi, Basidiomycota, Tremellomycetes, Trichosporonales, Trichosporonaceae.
AUGAGCUGCGCAGACGACCUCACCGUCGACGACCUCAACACGUCUGUGACGACCGAAGUGCUCGAGCGCGUGAGCGCUGGUGAAGGAAGUAAUGCCAAUCUCUGGGGAUGGAUCGAUCGCGAUAACGUUGUGGGAUUGAACCUCGCAGAGCCGCAGACCGCACCGAAGGUCAUCAAGCCAUGGGACGAACGAGUGGACGAGGAGGAGUUUGUUGAGAGCGGAGUUGAUGACGAGCUUAUCCUCCACAUCCCCUUCACAACAAGUUUGCGCCUCCGCAACCUCUGCAUGUACCUUCCCGCUCCAGGUCAUCCGCAUCGCCCUGGCCGAUUGCGCAUCUUUGCCAACAGCCCCCAUCCACCAGACUUUGCAGAGCUUGAGUCCAUGGAUCCCAUCAUGGACCUGGACGUGAGCGAGCCUCCGACGCAACGACGAGAUAUCGGCGGGCGGCGUGAUGUUGAUGAAUGGCCGCUCAAGGUUCAGCGCAUGGCGAACGUCUUUGCCGUCACUCUACUCUUUAGCGAAGCGGGCACAGGGCAGCGGUCAAAAGUGUUCUACAUCGGCUUCAAAGGUGACGCGAAACAGCUGAAAAUGGACAUGUCCAAGCUCGGCCAAGUACCUGCCUCCCAGAGCGCCGACAAGAAGGUCGAUGGCGUCGCUGAGAAGAAGGGGGCCGGCUAUACCACGAUCCGAUAGUCCUGCAUCAUAUAAUAUUCAUCUUUACUUGUGCUUGAGCGCAGCGAGCUUCUUGAUGGCCUCGGUGCCUUCGAGACGCUCGUCCUGCCACUCGACCUGCGGGGUGGCGCCGAGCUUCUUCUCGUAGAAUUCGAUGCUGGGGGUGUUCCACUUCAGCACGCACCACUCGACACGCCCGCAGUCACGCUCCAGGGCAAUCUCGCCGACGUGCCCGAAGAGCGCCUUGCCGAUGCCUGAGCCGCGGAGCUCAGGGAUGACGAAGAUGUCCUCUACCCAAAGUCCGGGCUUGCCGAGCCAAGUCGAGUAGGUGAAGAAGUA